This is a messenger RNA of Tricharina praecox, 1308 nucleotides long. RefSeq names its product chromatin remodelling complex Rsc7/Swp82 subunit-domain-containing protein. Lineage: Eukaryota; Fungi; Ascomycota; Pezizomycetes; Pezizales; Pyronemataceae. Gene Ontology annotation, molecular function: chromatin DNA binding. The record is from RefSeq and is a predicted model, not a curated record. The transcript has 2 exons. Bases 1 to 1308 code for a protein of 435 amino acids. Gene Ontology annotation, cellular component: nucleus.
AUGCCUCGUCGAAAAUCCCAAGAUGACACGCUUGCGUCGAACCCCCCGUCGCCGCCCUCCUACACCCCUGCGCCUGUUAAGCGCAAGCGUGGGCGUCCGUCGCGGGCCGCCAUAGAGGAGCGCAAUCGCCUCUCGACACCGCGCGGCGGUAGCAAUGCCGAUGGCGGGGACCUCGACGAUACCGGCUCGGACGCGGGCAAUCACCAUCCGACGCCGUCGUACAGCACUCGCGGGAAGCGGCGGGGGCGUCCGCCGGCGCCCGGGAAGGGGAGGAUCAGUAGGGGCGGGCCGAGCCACUACACGCAGGUGCCGCUGGACAAGGAUGGGAAUGCGCAGAGCGUGUUUAACGACGAGAUCGUGCUCGACGAGGACCCGCUGGGGCAGCAGAAGGUCGACGAGAACGGGUACCUCCAGGGCGGCCGCGAGUACCGCUGCAGGACCUUCACCAUCACGGGUCGCGGCGACAGACUGUACAUGUUGUCGACGGAGCCGGCGCGCUGCAUCGGCUUCCGCGACUCCUACCUCUUCUUCCAGAAGCACAAGCAGCUCUUCAAGAUCAUCACCGAGCCGAACGAGAAGUACGACCUGAUCGGCCGGAACUUGAUCCCGCACUCGUACAAGGGCCGCGCGAUCGGCGUGGUCACCGCGCGCUCCGUGUUCCGCGAGUUCGGCGCGCGCAUCAUCGUCGGCGGCCAGCGGAUCAUCGACGACUUUUGGGAAACGCGAGCGCGGGAGGAAGGCGCGAUCGAGGGGGAGAUCGCCGAUCCGGAGGACAAGCUCCCCGGCCCGGGCGAGGAAUACAACCGCAACCAGUACGUGGCGUGGCACGGCGCAUCGAGCGUCUACCACACGGGCCAGCCCAGCGUUCCCACCCAGAGCGCUGCCCAGCAGCAGCAGAAACGAAAGAAGAUCAUCAUCACAGAUAUCAACUGGAUGGCGGCGCACGCGCAGGCCUCGCAAACGUUCAACCACACCCUUCGCGUCUUCCGCCACAAUAAUGUCCCCGAGUUUGGCGUCUACGAACCACACUCGAACCAGAUGCACUUCCCGCGGGACACGCAGCCGACCCUGGUCCGCUGGGCGCGCGUCGUCGACACUAAGGUCACCCCCGACACUAUCGUCGUCGACGAGGUGCUCGAGACCAGGCCGUGGGUCGGACACGGUCUCGGCGCUACUGUCGGUGAGCUCACGGACGGCUUCGGGGACUGGGAUGACAGCUUCAUUGAUGCGCUCGAGACGGAGGAGGAGAAGGAGGCCGUCAGAGCGCAGAUGGCUAUGGAGGUGAAGUGGGCGCAGGUCUGGGGUUGA